Molecule: messenger RNA, 657 nt
Organism: Thlaspi arvense
Lineage: Eukaryota; Viridiplantae; Streptophyta; Magnoliopsida; Brassicales; Brassicaceae
Source: the annotation of a GenBank genome assembly
AUGAAACCAUCCCUCGAAGCUCUGCUUUCGGAAACCUGUCCUAGUAAGAUCUUCUCCUCUUCUCUCGUAAGGCUUCUCAACUUCUUCCUUGCCGCUUUUCCUCCAUGUCUCGUCAUGUACGUUGAUCCUUGUGGUGGAGCUGAUCUCGGGAAACUCGUGAUUAGGAGGGCUGGUGACACAACUCCCCUGGAAAAGAAGGUGCCUCUUAAGGAGAUUGGAACGAUAGGGUCAUCCAAUGGAUGGCUAACUACUUUGAAGGACGGGGUGGUUGGUCUCCAAGAGGUCGAUCUAAGCCCGGAUACAUAUCCCAAACGCAUUCCCCUGCCUCCUCUUGUAACUCUGCCUCAUUGCCAAACCCAAAUUGUCACCAACGUGGUCAUGUCUUCAUCUUCUCCUGAGGAUGACGAAUGUGUUGUGGCUGUCAAGUUCUUGGGACCUCAAGUAAGCUUUUGCAGACCCGCUCAGAGAAACUCCGAGUGGAUCAACAUCAGAAUCGCAAGCCCUUGCUUCUUCUCCUCCCCUGUUAUGUUUUCCAAGAAAGAUAACAUGUUUCGCGUACCCGGCUCUGGAGGCCACCUCAUCUGCUCGUGGGAUCUCCGCACACAAAUGAACACAACCAAGUUUCAGAGGUUUCGGUUCAAAAGAUUCCCAAUCUGA